AUGUCUGAGGAAUACAUGAUCAAGCCCGAGAACGUGGCUCCUUCCAAGGAUACCUCGGAAUGGCCACUCUUGUUGAAAAACUACGACAAAUUGUUGGUUCGUCUGGGCCACUACACCCCAAUUCCUGCUGGUGCUUCUCCAUUGAAGAGAGACUUGAAGUCCUACAUCUCUUCUGGUGUUAUUAACUUGGAUAAGCCAUCCAACCCAUCGUCGCACGAAGUUGUGGCAUGGAUCAAGAGAAUCUUGCGUGUGGAAAAGACCGGUCACUCCGGUACUUUGGACCCUAAGGUCACUGGAUGUUUGAUUGUCUGUGUCGACAGAGCCACUAGAUUGGUUAAGUCGCAGCAGGGCGCUGGUAAGGAGUAUGUGUGUAUUGUUAGAUUGCACGAGGAGUUGGAUGAUGCUAAGGAGAUGGGCCGUGCUUUGGAGAACUUGACUGGUGCUUUGUUCCAGAGACCUCCAUUGAUUUCCGCUGUCAAGAGACAGUUGAGAGUUCGUACCAUUUACGACUCCAACUUGAUUGAGUUCGACAACAAGAGAGGUCUCGGAGUGUUCUGGGCCUCUUGUGAAGCCGGUACCUACAUGAGAACCUUGUGUGUUCACCUUGGUAUGUUGCUUGGAGUUGGAGGACACAUGCAAGAAUUGCGUCGUGUUAGAUCGGGAGCUAUGGGUGAGAACGACAACAUGGUCACCUUGCACGACGUCAUGGACGCCCAGUACGUCUACGACAACACCAGAGACGAGUCUUACUUGAGAAAGAUCAUCCAGCCUUUGGAGACUUUGCUUGUAGGCUACAAGAGAAUUGUGGUCAAGGACUCUGCUGUCAACUCUGUCUGUUACGGAGCCAAGUUGAUGAUUCCAGGUUUGUUGAGAUACGAGGAGGGCAUCGAGUUGUACGACGAGGUUGUGUUGAUGACCACCAAGGGUGAGGCUAUUGCCAUUGGUAUUGCUCAGAUGACCACUGUUGACUUGCAGUCGUGUGACCAUGGUGUGGUUGCCAAGGUCAAGAGAUGCAUCAUGGAGAGAGACACCUACCCAAGAAGAUGGGGUUUGGGUCCUGUUGCUCAGAAGAAGAAGCAGAUGAAGGCUGAUGGUAAGUUGGACAAGUACGGUAGAGUCAACGACAACACCCCAGAGUCCUGGAAGCUGGAAUACAAGGACCACGCUGACGAGCCAGCCCCUGCUGUUCCUGAGUCCAAGUUGGUUGCUCCAGAGAUUCAGUUGCCAAAGAAAUCCGAGGAGAAAUCCGAGGAGACUGAGGUGACCGAGAAGAAGGAGAAGAAGGAAAAGAAGGAGAAGAAGGACAAGAAGGACAAGAAGGAGAAGAAAGAGAAGAAAGAGAAGAAGAGAAAGGCUGACGACGGGGAAGAGUCAGAAAAGAAGAAGAAGAAGAAGUCUAAGGACUAA
Sungouiella intermedia is the source of this 1407-nucleotide messenger RNA. NCBI's taxonomy places the organism in Eukaryota, Fungi, Ascomycota, Pichiomycetes, Serinales, Metschnikowiaceae. The record is from the annotation of a GenBank genome assembly.